UGGUGGUUGCUAGGGCGCGUGGCUCACCCCGCUCAUUACGCGUCGUGCUGUGCGAGUUGUUGGACGCGUUGUUUCGCGCUCCGUAGUAAGCCGCAAUUUGUUUCGCGUUUUUUUACGCGCAAUAGUACACGGGGAGACACGUAUCAAACGGUUGUGGCACGCAGGGUGGGGGUGGAUUAAUGGUGGACAUUCUGUGACGCUUAUCAGCAACGGGGUGUAGGGUGUACGGUGGAAAUCAACAUCGGUGCGGGUGAUCUUUACGCGUGCGUUCACGCUUACCGCACAAGGGUGGGUACCCUUAAAUUGUGUUGGUUGGUUGGAGGAGUGGUGGUUCUACUGCUAAUAAAAUCAUCGAUCCCGCUAGCUGUCCAGUGCAGUGCCGUAUCAACCCCAGCGAACGGAACAUCCCAGUAAAAGGACGACUGAAGGGAAAAGCUUUUUCUUUUCCUUCUCAACGAUCAACUAAUCGGCCAUCGCGACGUUUUUUGUGAAGUGAAGGUGAAAGGUUCAAAGAAUAGAAGCGAAAUGUUGCGUAUACAUCAAACGGUGGUGUCGUUACUAUUUCUCGUAAUGCACUGUGUGGUGUCGUGUUCGAGCGGAAGUGGAAGAUCACUGAUCGCGGGAGAGAUGCAACCGGACAGCUCCUGCGAUCGGGUGGGCGAGCCACGUGUUUGCAUCGCGGAAGGAUGUCUGGGUGGUACGUACAUGCCGGGAAUGGCCGGUGAACAGUUCGAAGCAUUUUUGGGCAUUCCUUUCGCGAAGCCACCUGUCGGGGAGUUACGAUUUGCGGAUCCCAUCCCCAACGAACCUUGGAGCGAGCAGCUGUAUAAUGCUUCGUUCGAGCGAUCGAUGUGCAUGCAGCGGAACGAUCUGCUCCCGAAUCCACCCGUCACCGGUAGUGAGGAUUGUCUCUAUCUAAACGUUUACAGACCAAAGGAAUGUUCUGAACCGACAAGCUCCGUUUCCAAUUUACCUGUAAUAGUGUACAUCCAUGGAGGUGGUUUCUUCUCCGGUACAGCGAGCCCUUCAUUAGUUGGUCCAGAGUACAUAAUGGAUACUAAGCGGGCAAUAUUUGUCUCCAUUCAGUAUCGACUCGGUGUGCUUGGUUUCCUCUCGACGGGAGAUUCGGCCGCACCCGGUAACUUUGGACUGAAAGAUCAAACGCUUGCCCUGCAGUGGGUCAAGCGAAACAUAGCCAGCUUUGGUGGAAACGAUCAGUUGAUCACGAUUGUUGGUCAAAGUGCGGGUGCUACCUCCGUGCAUAUGCAUAUGAUCAGUCCACUAAGCCGUGACCUCUUCCAUCGGGCGAUUAUGAUGAGCGGUAACUCACUAGUACCAUGGAACAUUCCCACAAAGGAUCCACUAGCAUUGGCCCGCUCCACAGCCGAGGUGGUGGAUAUAAUGGGCGCAGAAAAUUUGUCCAUCAAAAGUUUGAUUGCGGCACUGCGUGAAAUUCCUGGAGAGCAGCUCGUCGGUAAUAUAUAUAAAUUGAAGCUUUGGUCAGUCGAUCCAUUAACACUGUUCCGGCCAGUAGUGGAAUCGAAAGACUCUCCCAAUGCGUUCCUUAUUGAGGAACCGAAGGAAAGUUGGCUGAAUGGGAACUAUCAGCAGAUUCCCUACAUGGCUGGAUACGUCCCGAACGAAGGAGCUAUCCGUGCGCUGUCAAUCUUCAAGAAUGAGGAAUUGUUUAACGAGCUGAGAAAUAACUUUAGCACCAUUCUACCGAUCCUGCUAGAGCGACCUCCAUCAAAGUCACUGAUUGAAGAGAUACGAUCACGGUUCCUGAACGACACUACCGAUGAAGAUCCGAUUCGACCGGAUAACCUACAAGCGUUCGUUAAUCUUUACAGCGAGGCUUCAUUCAUCUAUCCCGUUCAGUUGGGUGUUAAACAGUACAUUACCAUGGCAGACACCAACAUGGCACCGGCCAGUGUGUACAAACUGUCGUACAAAGGCAGAUACUCCUAUUCCAUCAUCUACGCAGCCGGUGAUCCUGCUGACUACGGUGUGGUACACUGUGACGAUUUGAAUUAUCUCUUCCGCCAAACCGCCAUUUUCCCCGACUACCCAGCUGGAUCGCCCGAACUCAAGAUGGUGGACACAUUCGUGAACUUUUUCAUCGAUUUCGCCACGACCGGCCGAGCAGCGCAGCUAGCCCCAUACCGGGAAUGCAAAAACGAGAACCAAGUGGACCAAUCGCUUGACUGUGAUGUGCAGGAGUUUGUUCGGGUCGGUGACGAGGUGCAGGUGAACGUUAUCAACGCCCGAAAUGAGGAAAUGUUUGCCUUCUGGAAGAAUUUCUACUGAAAACCAACUCAACAUGGUGGCAGGUGUUUUUAAUUGUGAUACUUAAUAACAAAUUCCAAAAUGUCCGGUGGACACAAACGGCGGACAUCACGGAGUACACAGUGCAAAUGUAAGAUAAUGUUCUAAUUCUGAAGAGAAUUGCUUUGGCUUUUGUUUUGUAUUUUUUUUUGUUUUUCGUUAAGCAUUAUGUACCAUAUCCAGUUUGAUUGUUGUGUUAGAUUAGUUUGUACUUGAUUUACAAAGUGUAAAUUGUGCCGGAAAGAGCUGCAAUUGUUACUAUACAUCGAAAUAAAAGGGAAUGUAAGAUAGGUCA
Messenger RNA from Anopheles funestus (African malaria mosquito), 2620 nucleotides. RefSeq names its product juvenile hormone esterase-like. NCBI's taxonomy places the organism in Eukaryota, Metazoa, Arthropoda, Insecta, Diptera, Culicidae. The record is from RefSeq and is a predicted model, not a curated record. The transcript has 7 exons. The coding region runs from base 526 to 2307 and encodes 593 amino acids.